Molecule: messenger RNA, 3438 nt
Organism: Myotis daubentonii (Daubenton's bat)
Lineage: Eukaryota; Metazoa; Chordata; Mammalia; Chiroptera; Vespertilionidae
Gene: NUDT5
Product: nudix hydrolase 5
Exons: 11
Coding region: 360-1019 (219 amino acids)
Biological process (GO): nucleoside phosphate metabolic process; ribose phosphate metabolic process
Cellular component (GO): nucleus
Molecular function (GO): ADP-ribose diphosphatase activity
Source: RefSeq, a predicted model, not a curated record
UGCCGGGAGGGCGCGCGUGCGUAUCCUCGUAACUGCGAGCGCGGCUACGUCUCAUGCGGCGGCGGCUCCGGCUUCCCUGGAGAGUGCAGCCUCGGACUCGUGCAUCUUCUUUCGUCCCCUUCCCUUCACCCCCCCACCUUGGAAACGAAAGAAAUGACUAGCUGCUGAGAAACCUGGCCCUUGACUCGCCUGGGGCUUACCCCAGGCACCUGUGCGUAAAGACGCUCCUUUUAGAGGUCUCCUUAAAAACUUCGCACCUGACUGCUCCAUCUAAGCAGUUUAAAACUGGAAAAGGAAGAGCCGAGUGCCGGCCUCUCUAAAAGUGUCAACUUCUUGCCUAAGAACUGACUAGUUUGAACAUGGAAAACCAAGAACCAGUGGAUUCUUCUGGAAAAACCAAACAGUUUACUAUUUCAGAGGAGUUAAUUGCAGAAGGAAAAUGGGUCAAGUUUGAAAAAACAACUUACAUGGAUCCUACUGGUAAAACGAGAACUUGGGAAACUGUGAAACGUGCAACCAGGAAAGGACAGUCGGCUGAUGGUGUGAUGAUUAUCCCAGUACUGCAAAGAACUCUGCAUUAUGAAUGUAUCAUUCUGGUGAAACAGUUCCGUCCACCCAUGGGAAGCUACUGCCUGGAAUUCCCUGCAGGUCUCAUAGAUGAUAAUGAAAGCCCAGAAGCAGCUGCUCUGCGAGAGCUGGAAGAAGAAACUGGCUAUAAAGGUGAUGUUGCUGAAUGUUCUCCAGCUACAUGUAUGGAUCCAGGUUUGUCAAACUGUACCACACACAUCGUGACAGUAACCAUUAAUGGAGAUGAGGCUGAAAAUGUAAGACCCAAGCCAAAUCCAGGAGAUGGAGAAUUUGUGGAAGUAAUUUCCUUACCAAAGAAUGACCUGAUGAAGAGACUUGAAGCACUGGUAACUGAAGAACAUCUGACAGUGGAUGCUAGGGUCUAUUCCUAUGCUCUGGCGCUGAAACAUGCAAAUACCAAGCCAUUUGAAGUGCCCUUCCUGAAAUUUUGAGGCCAGAGGAGAGUAGCCAUGUUUUUGUUUUAUAAAUGAGGCCAUAAGGUCUCCUUCACUGAGACUUUGUAUUCAGCUAAGUUUGAUGGAAAUGUAAAAUUACCUUUUUCAUAAAAUAAGAACAACAAAAAAUGCAUGUGGUGGUAUGGAAUUAUAAUUAUAGGUAGGCUGUUGCCUUCAUUUAAAUGCUAAAUGCAAAUACGUUUAAUCCAUUUUUUUUUAACUUCAGCUGUUAUCUAACCUAAUCCAAGAAAUAGGGGUUAGAAGAGACCUGAAUUCUAAAUUAGGUCAACUACUCCUACCUCAAACUCCCAACAUAAAAUUCUAUAGCCGAUGGCCUAGCUGAUUUUACUCAGUGUUUUAGAGCGUUGACCCUAGGACGGAAAGGUCACGGGUUCAGUUCCUGUCAAGGCUGUACCUCAAUUGCAGGCUCAAUCUGAUCCCUAGGCCCUGCCUGCAGGAGGUAACCAAUCCAUACGUCUUUGUCACAUCGAUGUUCCUCUUUCUGUCUUUUCCCCUCCCUUACACACUCUUUAAAAAUCAGUGGAAAAAAUAUCCUCUGGUGAGGAUUAACAACAAAAAAUUCUAUAGCGGAGUAUAGACAAAUUAUAUUGUUUAAAAGAAACCUUUACAUUAUUUAAAGGAAACCAAUAAAGGGACUCCUAUUUGAAUUAUCUGCUAUAUGGAAUUAAUCUGUGUAGCAAAAGAUAUAAAACCCAUAGAGUAACAUUCAUAAGCCAAUGUUUACAUUUAGCUAUUGUCAUUAUAUCUACCUACUACUUUAGUAAUGAAAAAUGGUUAAUUUCAUUCACUAUAAGAAAGUUAAGAGGCUAAUGAAAAUAUAAGGCCCUUCCCUCUAAAGCAGCAGUUGCCAACCUUUCAGACCUCACGGACCACCAGUGGUCCACGGACCACCGGUUGGCGACUGCUGCUCUAAAGCAUGUGGACAUAUUUGAGAAUCUCAUUUCCUAUCCUUACCUCCAAAAAGUAACUUGAACUUCUGAAACACCAAAUCCAUGGUAGUAAGAUUUACAUAGUUUGGGGCAUUAUUGUCUUGGUAUUCAACCAUGAGUGCAGCAGCAAGGUUAACAAGUACCAGAAACCCAUUAUAAACUACUUUAAAGGAAAAAACAGGGUUGUUUCUGGUUCAGGCCAUGCCUAAUGCCUGUCAUCCAAAAGGUCUACCAGGGUUACUGGGCCAUUUCCUUACCUCCUGAGCCAAGGCUCUUGGGUUGACUGUAUGGCCUCCAACAACUCUAGAAUCACUGGUUUUUCAGCUUACCUCCCAGAAAAAGUCUCAGGAUGAUUCUCACUGGCCAGCCCUAAGUCAUAAUUUGAGCUCUGGACCCAGGGGGUAAGCCAGGCCACUCAGAACCAGAUAAAAUCAGGGUACUAAUGCCAAAAAUGCUGCAGUAUAGUUCAUCUGUCUACAGGUUCACUCUCUUUUCCAGAUACUUUGAUGAACCUAAAUAUUAGACCAUUAAAUUAUACUUAAGGAUAGAAUUAUAGAAUCAGAAAACUGCAUAGAUCAAGUCUACUUUCCCAAUACAUACUGUGAAAAUUAAGCCCCAACUACCUGCUCUAAUGUAGCCUUCCCUUGUGCAAUACCCUCAUCACUUUUUGUUUCUUACAGAAACAGACUUUUUAAAUCUUCGUUAAAAAUACAGUAUUAUAUAUGCCCCCCUUUUUCCCCCAUUGACCUCUUCCAGCCCGCCCCUACCCCCUGCCCCAGGCCUUCACCCCCUACCUCGGGCCUUCACCACCCUAUUGUCUGUGUCCAUAGGUUAUGUGAAUAUACAUGCAUACAAGUUCUUUAGUUGAUCUCUUCCCACCCAUCCACCCACCCCCACCUUCCCUCUGAGAUUUUUCAGUCUGUUCCAUGCUUCUGUGUCUUCUGGAUCUAUUUUCUUCAUCAGUUUAUUUUGUUCAUUAGAUUCCACAUGAGUGAGAUCAUGUUUUAAACAUGGGCAUCAUAAUUCUCCAGAGAUCCUCAUCCUUUUCCCUCUCAAGGACCAAGUCCUCUAAUCUCCCUUAUUAUUACCCUACUUCAAAAUCAAGAAAUAAGGCAUAUGUAAAAUACAGACUCUAGCUAAGACCUGUCUCUCCAAAUAGAGCAGCUCUUCCUAAGCCACCCCCAUGGGAACUGAGAAACAUACUCUUAACUCUUAAUGAAGAGAUAUGCAUAACCCGAUUGUCCUGUUUUCUGCUCCUCCUAAGAGUGCAAUGUAUAAGUGACAGCUAAAUCCUAGAACAUAACCCUAACGCCACUUACAUUAUCUAUAAACAUCAAAGACUAUGCUUUGGAAAUUAGUUUGAGAACUUGCAGUCUGAACAUUUUCAUCGGCUGGCACUGUUAAUUUGUCAGAAUUUAAAAUUUGAAGGUUUCCCAUAAAAGCCUUAUUUUUUACCUUCUCUUGGG